ACGCGGGGAGGGGGGCUGGAGCCGCGCUGACGGCCUUGGCCAGGGAAUUUCAAUUUCGAAUGAGGCUGAGGAAGGAGGCGGCGCAGCGGCCAGACGGGGAAGCGAGAGGCAGGAGGAGGAGGAAGCCCGCCGAGGAGACCUUAAUUGCUCAUCAAUAUGCAAAGUAUGAUAUGCAAAAGCAAAUGAGAUUCAAGUUGCCUUAGACAAGCAAGUGAAAAGGUGCAUCCUGUGACCAUGACGACUGAAGUUGGUUCAGACACGGAAGUAAAGGAAUCGGAGAACCUGGGAUCAAAUACAGCAAAGGAAGAUGCUGGGGAUGCACCAGAUAGUCAAAAAGAGCAGACAUCUGAAAUUAAAGAGAGUUCUCCCACUUCACAGGUGCCAGCUAGUCAAAGUAGCCCCAGUCGCUCCGGAGGAAAGGGAAUUUCUCGCUUCAUCCCCCCCUGGCUUAAGAAACAAAAAUCAUACAGCUUGGAAGAACCCAAAGAUGAAACAAAGAAAAAACAGCCAGCAGCAGCAGCAGCAGAAGAAAUGGGAGCAGAGGAGGGUGAAUGCCAUCUUCCAGAAGAGACAGCCCAGACUAAGGGAAAACUGGAGGACAUUGCUGAGAUUCGGCAAGAAGCUAAAGCAGAUGACAGAGAGGAAAAACAUUCUGUUAGUAGUGCUGAGACACAGCCUGCUAAAGAAGACAGUAAAGAAAUUGUUUUUGAAGUAAAAGAAGACAAACAAGAUUCAGAGGAAGGCCAAAGGGAGUCCAAAGAGGUGCAGACAGGUGAAAUAAGAAUUGAGAGAGUUCUUCCAAAAACUCCUAAGAGGACCAGAACUGUCCAAUGUAAAGUGGUUCUUUUGGAUGGGACAGAAUACAGCUGUGACCUUGAGAAAAAGGCUAAAGGCCAUGUGCUAUUUGAUAAGGUGUGUGGACAGCUUAACUUAUUGGAAAAGGACUACUUUGGUUUACUGUUUCAAGACCACGCUGAUCAGAAGAAUUGGCUUGAUCCUUCAAAGGAAAUAAAGAGGCAAAUUCGCAAUUUGCCCUGGCUAUUUACAUUUAAUGUGAAGUUUUAUCCCCCGGAUCCCUCACAGUUAACAGAAGACAUCACCAGGUACUUCCUAUGUUUGCAGCUUCGGCAGGAUAUUGCUUCUGGCCGCCUACCAUGUUCUUUUGUGACCCAUGCUCUCCUUGGUUCAUAUACUCUACAAGCAGAACUAGGUGACUAUGAUCCAGAGGAACACAACAGUGAUUACAUAGGGGAAUUUCAGUUUGCACCUAACCAGACAAAAGAGAUGGAGGAGAAAGUAGUAGAGUUGCACAAAACACACAGAGGCUUGACUCCAGCACAGGCAGAUUCCCAAUUCUUAGAAAAUGCUAAGAGACUUUCCAUGUACGGAGUGGAUUUACAUCAUGCUAAGGAUUCUGAAGGCGUUGACAUCAUGUUAGGGGUAUGUGCCAAUGGGCUUCUUAUUUACAAGGACAGACUCCGAAUCAAUCGUUUUGCCUGGCCCAAAAUACUGAAGAUUUCUUACAAACGCAGUAACUUCUAUAUUAAAGUCCGACCAACUGAGUUGGAACAGUUCGAGAGUACUAUUGGGUUUAAGCUGCCAAACCAUCGGGCUGCGAAGAAAUUAUGGAAGGUUUGUGUGGAGCAUCAUACAUUUUAUAGACUUGUAUCUCCAGAGCAGCCUGCCAAGGCCAAGUUCCUGACACUAGGUUCCAAGUUCCGCUACAGUGGGCGUACUCAAGCACAGACACGGCAGGCUAGCACUCUCAUAGACAGACCUGCUCCGUACUUUGAACGGACCUCAAGCAAACGUGUUUCCAGGAGUCUUGAUGGUGCUCCAGUGGGCAUUGCAGACCAGAGCCUGCUUAAGGACUUUUCUGCUACAGCUGUGGGGCCUGCUGGUGAUAGAAUCUUUGAAGCUUCCGGACAGUUCAAAUCAAAAGAUGGGGAAGGUAGAGAUGAGGAUGGAGGCAUAAGUAAAAUGCCACAAUUAGGAGAUGGAAAGACCUUUUCCUUGAGAAUAGAUGGGGAAAAUAUUUAUGUCAGACAUAGCAAUUUAAUGUUGGAGGACCUGGAUAAGACCCAGGAUGAAUUACUGAAGCAUCAGGCUAGCAUUAGUGAACUCAAGCGCAAUUUUAUGGAAUCCACUCCUGAGCCACGCCCUAAUGAAUGGGAAAAGCGGCGUAUCACACCUCUGUCUCUACAGACACAAGGGAGCCUAGAAGAGGAGAUAGCAUCAAUUUUAUUUAGUAAAGAGGGUUUUUCCACUAGCAUGAAAUCUGCCUUCACUUCAGCUACCUUGUGGACAGCAGAGGGCACUGUUGUGAAAGAUAAUGUACCUUCUGAAAAGCUUUCUGCCUCGCCCUUCUCUCAGCUGCCUGAGAAAUUUACUCCCCAAACAGAAGAGCCUUUCAUUGGAGCCAGCAGGACGAUUAAGAGUUCGCAUGAGACUCUGAACGUAGUGGAGAAGAAGCAGGCAGAGGUUGGGAUAGAAGAGACAGUAGUCACUGCCGAUACCAACAGAGGCAAAACACAACUUGUCUCUGGUGGUGGGCAAACUCAGAAGAUGGAGCACCUAUCAAAGAAGGAUUCUUCAUCACUGUCAUCAAGUAGCAGCAGUAGUGAGAGUGAAGAUGAAGUAGGAGAAUAUCAGCCACACCAACGGAUGACUCAGGGUGCCAUAAAAGAAGAAAUAGAAGAAAAUGAAGUUAUCAUAGAGGAGGGAGAACACAAUGCACAGGCAACAGUGUGUGCAGAAAUUUCACAAGAAGCCAGUCCAGUUCAAGUAACAGUUACGCACAUACCAGUGACAGAAACAUUGGUCCAGGCGAACGAGGUAUCCACCAAGACACCCGGAGAGGGACACCCGGCAAAACUGGAUAAGCAAGGCCUGAAAGAAGAGAGGGUGGAAGAGCAGCUCAAAGUAAAUGGAGAGGCAUCGCAUAGUGACAUUGAUGUUUCACAGCAAAUAAUUUGUUGCUCCGAGCCUCCAGUGGUUAAAACUGAGAUGGUGACCAUUUCAGAUGCUUCACAGAGAACUGAAAUAUCCACCAAGGAAGUACCAAUUGUUCAGACAGAAACUAAAACGAUCACAUAUGAAUCUCCCCAGUUUGAUGGCAGUGGUGAUGCUGGUGUGCUGUUGAGUGCACAGACGAUCACUUCAGAAUCUCUUUCUACAACCACAACCACACACAUCACAAAGACAGUAAAAGGUGGUGUGUCAGAAACCAGAAUUGAAAAGCGGAUUGUUAUCACUGGCGAUGCAGACCUUGACCACGACCAGGCAUUGGCACAAGCCAUUAAAGAAGCCAAAGAACAGCAUCCUGACAUGUCUGUAACAAGAGUUGUGGUGCAUAAGGAAACAGAUCUUCCGGAAGGAGGAGAAUAAGAAUUCUGAAGACUGAUUUGUGACCGAAGAACUUUGAUCAUUCAAGUCGGUGUCCCCACCGCUACUUCACUGACUUCACCAAGCCUGGUGACAAUGGCCAGACAUUUCCAGAACAAACUGCCGACACCAAAACUUAUCUUCUCUGGUCCUUUACCAUAUAUGUCUCUUAUUUUUAUAACCACUUCUUAACAUUCUUGGCUUUUUAUGAGGUUUAGAGAUUUAUUAUUUUUUCCACAUUUCCCUGACAUUUUAUAUAACUGAUUUCUUGAUUGCAUGAAAGUGAACAAAAAUAUUUAGUAAGCACUUUUCACUUUAGCAAGUGCAGGAAGGAAAGAAUCUUUCACUAAGUCUUUUCAAGAUGUUUCCAAAUAAAGCCUCUUAAUGGGAUAACAGCUUUUUUCAGAUUAUUCAGGUAAAUAAAACAUCAAAUAAUAUAAGAAAUACAUUAUCUUGUAUUAAAAUAAAACACAAAGCUUUCCUAUGACCUGGUGGGGAAAAUAAAUUAAGAUUUGUAUGGAUGUUGUACAAACUCCUUAUAGUCUGUUCUGAGGAUCUCCCACUUUCUGAAGGGAACUGGUGCUGGUAUACUAUAGAAGAGAUAGUUAUAAAGAUGUUUCUACUGACUGAGCACUGUUUUAGUAACUUCUCUGCACUUCAGUGCCAUUGUUCAAUUUCUUCGUGGACACUUUGGUCUGCAACAUUCCAGACAGGAUAGGAAGGACUUUGCUCUCUUCCCUUCUGGCAAAGAUAAUCCAGGCAGCUUAAAACCUUAGUGCUUUUCUCUUAACAUGUUAAAUGUCAAACACUUUGAUUAUAUGAAUACAUGUGCAGAAUGCUUGCAUUACAUAACUCAUUGUCUACCUGUUAUAACUGACACGUCUGUUGAGCAGUUGUCUUUAAGUAGUUCGCCUGAUGUACUUGUACAGGUUUUCAGGACAUUGAGGGACUGGGGGGCAGCCAAGGACCCAUUGUAAGUAGUAUGGGAACCAACUGCUGAGUGAGGCUGCUAGUCACUGAGGAGGUCUAUAUGAAUACCUGCUAACUGUCUCUUUCCCACAUACUUCACUGUUCACCUUGUGUAUAGUUAAGAUGCCAUAUUAAAUUUAUAGCAGCUUGAAGUUGUAUUAAGUGAUAUUUUGCUUUCUGUAAUACUGUUAUAAAAUAAAGUUUCUUUAUUCUCUAAA
Messenger RNA from Podarcis muralis (Common wall lizard), 4571 nucleotides. It is a transcript of the gene EPB41L2, whose product is annotated as erythrocyte membrane protein band 4.1 like 2. The record is from RefSeq and is a predicted model, not a curated record. Gene Ontology annotation, molecular function: actin binding; structural molecule activity. Gene Ontology annotation, cellular component: cytoskeleton; plasma membrane. Gene Ontology annotation, biological process: cortical actin cytoskeleton organization; actomyosin structure organization. NCBI's taxonomy places the organism in Eukaryota, Metazoa, Chordata, Lepidosauria, Squamata, Lacertidae.